AUGAUCUGUAGCCACCCUUAUCCUUCCUCCCCACCGACAGGACAAUCUGAUCCAAGUUUUACCGAACAGGGCGGUGGUGCAAGACUUGCUUUUGAAGCUUCUAAGGGAGACUGCACGAAGACCAAAAUCAGGUCCGACCACACUCCACUUUAUGAGAACCCACUGGGAUCUGGGGUGGCAUUGAAGCAUGGGAUAGAUGUUGGCGCUGGGGUUAUUGAAGCUGACUAUAGAGGACCAGUUGGAGUGGUGUUGUUUAAUCAUUCUGAUACUGAUUUAGAAGAAUCUUAUUUAAGCAGAACACUCAUUGGUGGCCAAAACAACGCUACGUCCAAGGGUGUGAACUGCCAGUGCAGAGUACGGAAGUACAGGCCAGUAAGAGUUCCAACUGAUGUAUCUAAACACAUAGUACCAAAAAUCAGUACCACAGCUCAUAAAUCAGAAGAUGACUAA
Messenger RNA from Dovyalis caffra, 450 nucleotides. The record is from the annotation of a GenBank genome assembly. Lineage: Eukaryota; Viridiplantae; Streptophyta; Magnoliopsida; Malpighiales; Salicaceae.